Humulus lupulus (European hop) is the source of this 2237-nucleotide messenger RNA. RefSeq names its product GTPase LSG1-2. Gene Ontology annotation, cellular component: cytosol. The record is from RefSeq and is a predicted model, not a curated record. Gene Ontology annotation, molecular function: GTP binding; GTPase activity. The transcript is spliced from 7 exons. NCBI's taxonomy places the organism in Eukaryota, Viridiplantae, Streptophyta, Magnoliopsida, Rosales, Cannabaceae. The coding region runs from base 109 to 1854 and encodes 581 amino acids.
ACAAAGGAGGCUAUGGUAUCACACUAACCCUGGGAAACGUUUCCAUUAGUUUACCGCCAUUGUAUCAUAAGCCAUACUCCAUUGAAACCGAGAGAGAGAGAGAGAGAGAUGGGGAAGAACGAGAAAGCAGGGCUGGGUAGGGCUCUGGUGAGGCAGCACAACCAGAUGAUCAUAGAGUCCAAGGAAAAGGGACGCUUCUAUAAGAAUCAGCACAAGAAAGUUCUCGAAUCAAUAACCGAAGUCACCGACAUCGACGCUAUUAUCGAGAAGGCUGAAGAGGCUGACCGCCUCUUCUCCCUCAACUCCUUUGAGCCAAAAGUUCCUAUCGCUUUGGACGGAAGUUCGAGUUCCAGGGAAGUGCCUUCUAAGGAAAAGAGGGAUAGACAAAAGGAGGAGGAGGAAUUACAUGCCAGCAGUCUUCGAGUUCCACGCAGGCCAAAAUGGUAUGCUGGAAUGUCUGUGGAUGUGCUUGAUGCCAAUGAAAAGCAAUCUUUUUUGACCUGGCGUCGAAGCCUUGCAAGACUAGAAGAGAAUGAGAACCUUGUUCUUACUCCAUUCGAGAAGAAUCUAGACAUUUGGAGACAGCUUUGGCGAGUGCUGGAACGAAGUGAUUUGCUUGUGAUGGUGGUUGAUGCACGGAAUCCUUUGUUUUACCGCUGCCCUGAUCUAGAGGAAUAUGCUCAAGAACUUGACAAGCACAAAAAAACAUUGCUUCUGGUUAACAAGGCAGAUCUAUUACCAUAUUCUGUCAGGGAGAAAUGGGCCCAGUAUUUUCGUCUUCAUGAAAUUCUCUUCGUUUUUUGGUCUGCUAAAGCAGCUUCUGCAGCUCUAGGAGGGAAAACCUCCAGUGAUCCACAGAGCAGCCUUCAGGAAUCAGAUGAUCCUGAUACAAAAGUAUAUGGGAGGGAUGAGCUUUUGGCCCGUUUACAGUCUGAGGCAGAACAAAUAGCAAAGAUAAGGAGGAAUGCUGGCUCCAGCGAUGUUAGUUCAACGGAUGCCAAUUCCCAAGAUGGAAGUGUUUCUGAAGGUUCCACUUCAAACAAUGUAGUUGUGGGAUUUGUUGGAUAUCCGAAUGUGGGCAAGAGUUCAACCAUUAAUGCAUUGGUAGGCCAGAAGCGGACUGGUGUUACCUCUACACCAGGGAAGACUAAGCAUUUCCAAACAUUGAUAAUUUCUGAGGAGCUGACAUUAUGCGAUUGCCCUGGAUUAGUAUUUCCAUCAUUUACAAGUUCAAGGUACGAGAUGAUUGCUUCAGGGGUGCUGCCAAUUGAUCGAAUGACUGAGCACAGGGAGGCUGUACAAGUAGUAGCCAAUCGAGUCCCAAGGCAAGUUAUUGAAGAUGUUUACAAAAUUAAACUUCCAAAGCCCAAACCAUAUGAACCACAGUCGCGGCCACCUCUAGCAGCCGAGCUGUUGAGGACCUAUUGUGCAUCUCGUGGGUAUGUUGCCUCAAGUGGACUGCCUGAUGAAACAAGAGCUGCCCGCCAAAUUUUGAAGGAUUAUAUAGAUGGUAAGCUUCAGCAUUAUCAGAUGCCCCCAGGAAUGACAGACGGGGAAGAUAAUGUAGGAACUAGUUCAGACACAUCUGACAUUGAGAAUGCUCCAGCUGAUAAAAACAAUAACGCCCCUAAUCUUGAAAAUGUGCUGGACGAUCUCAAUUCAUUUGACAUGGCUAAUGGGCUUGCUUCCAAAAGGGGUACUGCAAAGAAGCCUAGGGCUUCACAUAAGCUGCACAAGAAGCCUCAAAGGAACAAGGAUCGAACUUGGAGGGUCGGAAAUGACAACGAUGAUGGAAUGCCGGUUGUAAGAGUUUUCCAGAAGCCUGUGAAUGCAGGUUCCCUAAAAACUGUCUGAUUAUGUUUCUGGUUGAGUGAUCUCUCCAAAUGAAUGGCUUAAUAUGCCAGGCCAUGAGCCCUUGGCAACCACCACCAAGACGAUCCCAGAUCUAUGAGGUUCAAGUAUUAAGAAAAAUAUUUAAAAGAAGGAAAUCAAAUGUGCUCUAAAGAGUCUAAAGCAGUGACAGAGUUAAAUGAUGUUCGUUGGGUUUUCACAAGUAUUGUCCGUGUAUAUUUGUUUCUGUUGUUCUUGUUGGUUUAUCUAUUGGUACUGCUUUUCAUAGAAGCUGUGAACCCACUCAAUUUUGAUUGUACACCAUCAUAGAUCACGAGAUGUUAAGACUAAUUAUAAGGUAUGAUAUGAGUAUUGCUUGAGAUUCAAAUAGAUUGGAUUAAGUUUGA